Molecule: messenger RNA, 747 nt
Organism: Adelges cooleyi (spruce gall adelgid)
Lineage: Eukaryota; Metazoa; Arthropoda; Insecta; Hemiptera; Adelgidae
Product: sorting nexin-24-like
Exons: 4
Coding region: 189-653 (154 amino acids)
Molecular function (GO): phosphatidylinositol phosphate binding
Source: RefSeq, a predicted model, not a curated record
UAAUAAUAAUAAUAAGAAGAAGAAGAAGUUCUCAAGUGCUUUGAGCAAAAUGAUAAAAUUGAAAAUACAGUGCAAUAUUUCGACUUUAAUAUUAUAAUAUUUUGUCUUUUACUGUACAGUUUUACUAAUCCAUACGUAUAUUAAGUUGCUUUACGUAUUUUCCAAAUAACAAUGGUCACGGUGUUAUUAUGACUGAAAUAACUAUACCCAAUUACAGACUAGUGCAGGAUGUGAAGCCGCAUUACGUGUACACGAUCAGAGUGAGCUCGAAAGGUAGUCUCGAAUAUGUAGAAAAACGGUACAGCGCAUUCCAUGCAUUCCACAGAGAGCUGAGAAAAUUGAUAUCUACGCCGCCAUUUCCGUCGAAACGCAUCAGGUGUUCGCAGCCCAAAGUACUCGAACAGAGAAGAGCCGGCUUGGAGCGGUAUCUACAGACAGUUUUCAAAAUCGAAGACGGUUGCGUACAAGUCAUGGAUUUUCUUGGUUUGAAAUGCCAACCUAGCCACAGGAUGGACGUUAAAUACCAGCGUCCAGUGUUCCACUUGAUCAACGAUAAUAUUUCUACAAAGUGUAGACAUGAAAAACGUUUGUGUUUACCUGACAUCAUUACCGAAGGUGUUCUGAAGGCGUUGUAUAUAAAGUUGAUCAAAUAAUAAACGGACAAGCUUCGCAACAAGAACUUCCAAAGACUGGAAAAUGUUUUCACUCACUAUAGAAUGCCAAUAAUAGUAGACUAAUAUAAAAUAC